CAACUGCCGUUGCUUAUGAUUUAAUGCAGUUUUUGGCCCUCGCUUUUGGAAACGAACUUUGCGAACAGCUGGAUUUCGGAAUUCAUCAGCCCAUUUAACCAGACGUCAUGGCGCGCCUUUGUGGCUUUGCUUUUCAGCCAGACUCUGGCUUUUUGUUUUUAGCGUCAUUCGAUUCGAGUCACACCUCCUCUUUUCCGCUGACUUAAUAAAGCGAUGAUUUUAGCGAACAACCAGGAACAAAAGUCAUCUGCCGUCGAUUCAUAUUAAUUCUGAACCAUAUUUAAGUAUUAAGUACAUGGUUUAAUACUUAAAUUCUUAAACCUAAGCUAUGCCCUAAAAGUCAUCUUUUGAGUAUUUUCCAAAACACUUCUUUGGUGGCUGCUAAAAAAUUCGAAAAGUGGUGAAGUUUCGCACCCAUUUGGCGACCCAUCCUAAUCAAAAUGUGCAACUGGGAGUGCUGCAAGUCCAGGUCGCCGAUUGCCAAGCGAAUGGCGGCCAGGAAGCUCCUGCAGAUGGAGGAGGAGGAGCGCCGGAAGCCCAAGCUGGUCAUCCCGACGCCACAGAGCCUCUUCUACCCCUUCGAGGAUGUGGAGGCCAUGGCCAAGUACAUCGUGAACGUCAGCCACAUCAGGCCAAAGUACGGACUAAUCUGCGGCAGCUUCCUGAGCGAUAUGAUCAGCUUGGUGGAGCAGCCUGUGGUCAUUCCCUACGAGGACAUACCCAACUUCCCAGACGGCAUAGAGCCGGACUGCAGCUUCGUCUUGGGCUCGGUCAUGGGCGCGCCCAUAAUAGCUCUGGUCCACAGUUUCCACUCCUGCGACGGCUACAACCUGGCCACCUGUGCGCUGCCCGUCCGCGUGAUGCAGCUGUGCGGUGUAAGGACCAUCAUGCUGACCUCGGAGGCAGCGGCCGUGGAUCAUGGAUUCGCCCUGGGCGACAUAAUGCUGGUCCAGGACCACAUUAAUGUGGUGGGCAUGAUGCACCAGACGCCGCUGGAGGGUCCCAGUGAUCCCCGCUUUGGCAACCGCCGAUUCUCGAUGGUGAACGCUUAUGACAAGGACCUGCUGGAUAGGGCACUCGAGAUUGGCAAGCGGAUGGGCAUCCAGAAGUUCCUGCACAGCGGCGUCUUAGCCUGCCUGGGAGGUCCCAUCCUCGGCACUGUGGCCGAGGAGCGAAUGCUGCGGACGAUGGAGGUCAGUGCCGUGGGCAUGUCCCUGGUGCCCGAGGUUAUAGCCGCCCACCACGGCGGCCUGAAGGUGCUCGCCUUUGUGGUAAUCAGCAGGGUGGCCAGCGACAAGCAGAGCGAGGAGGGCGACAAGGACAAGCAGAAGGACACUGACAGGGACUCCAAGCAGGAAAAGCGGGAGCAGGAUUCCCAGGAUCUGGUCCCCCUCCCUAGACUGCAGGCCUGCUCCGAUCUGAUCGGCCGACUUAUGUACUGCAUGCACCUCGAGAUCUGACGAUCGAAAAUAGACUUCUCGAAUCCCCACCCGACUUCUUCUAUUCGGAUUCCUAUU
Messenger RNA from Drosophila sechellia, 1517 nucleotides. Its product is annotated as purine nucleoside phosphorylase. Bases 441 to 1460 code for a protein of 339 amino acids. Gene Ontology annotation, cellular component: cytoplasm. Gene Ontology annotation, molecular function: purine-nucleoside phosphorylase activity. The transcript has a single exon. The record is from RefSeq and is a predicted model, not a curated record. Gene Ontology annotation, biological process: nucleoside metabolic process. Lineage: Eukaryota; Metazoa; Arthropoda; Insecta; Diptera; Drosophilidae.